CAGCCAAUCAGCGCUGCCGCGUCAUGCGGAAGCGUAAUGGCGGAGAGUGAAGCGGCUCACGAGUCCUGCAGGGAUAAGAAACGUAAAGCAAGCACGGAAGAAAUGAGUCCUGAGGGGUUGAGUAGACAUUCUUUCCAAGAGUGCUUCUCUUCCUUAAUCGAUUCGGUCACAAAGUUUAGCAACGAGCUGAAAAUAAGACCUGAGGUUUUAAGGAUCACUGCCAAUGUGAGUGCUCUUAACUUCACUCAGCUACAACCAUCGCAUGUGUACAGCUGUUUACAGCAGCACAUCUCCAAGUUGCAGACUGUGUCAGUACAUCUGAAACAAAUAUUGGAUGCUGAGAGCCCAUCUCAUUCAGCCAAUAAUGAAAAAACAGAGAAAUCCAAGAAUAAGUUGGCAGCAACAUCUGAAGAAGAGAUAGUGGUAGACCAAGAGCUCUCUCCUACCACAUCACAUCAACACAGUGCUUUAAUCGACAAAGUGAUGUCCCAACAUGAUGAGUGCAGAUCUGUUCAAAUCAAAGCUGGCAAAGCUGAGAUUGAACGUAGGAUCUCUGCAUUUAUAGAGCGCAAACAGCUGGAGAUCAAUGAAAACAAUGUGCGGGAGUUUUGCAAUGUGAUCAACUGCAAUCGGGAAAACAGUUGUGCCAGAACAGAUGCAGUCUUCACACCCUAUCCAGGUUUCAAGAGUCAUGUCAAAGUGACUCGAGUGGUGAACACAUAUGGGCCCCAAACCCGAGGUGGGCGUUCUGAGCAUGGAGAGCAGCAGCAGGGUUCGUACAGCAGAGACUGUGGAAACCCCGUCAUCGAGGAACGACUACACAACAUAGAAGCUCACCUGAAGCUAACGGCAGCAGGUCCUGUGCCUCAGAGCAUUUACCAGCGGCUAAAAAAGUUAGAGGAUCGAAUCUUGGAGCUUGAGGGUCUUUCCCCAGAGUACUUCCACUCCAUGAGUUAUUCUCACAAACGCCCGAAAAUCUCGGUUUCUCAGAGCUACAGCCUGUCUGAGAUAGAUGGGAAGAUCAGAGCAGUUAGAAGUGCUUUACUGAAGAGAGCGAGCGAGUUCCAGUCCAGAGAUGUCAGGGAGUUUCCAUUCUGACAAACACACAGAUGAUAAACUGUGUACCUCCAUCCUGAAGAGUUGUCUUUUUUUUAUACACUUGAUAUCAUGAAUUGAAAAUGAACACUGUUUUCACUUGCUACUCAUCUGAGUCGAGUUGAGAGCAUCUGUACAUGUUGUCAUUUUCAUUUUUGUAGAUAGAAUUCUUUUUGUCUACAAAGGCAUUGACUAUUUGAAUAUUUUGCAUGCACACACACACAACACAUUCACAUUUUUUUUAUGCAGACUGAGGCUAAUAUUUUUCAGCUUUUUGAUUGUUUUAUCACUACUAGCUUUGGUCCAAUGAAUUCAUUUAUAAAAAAGAAUAUUCAUUUAUUUAUCUCAAGUAAACACUUUCACUUGGAUCUGGAGUGCAUCCUGGGAAAAUUGAGUAUGUGUCAUGUUUUUUGAGAUGUGAGGAAACGGGAGAACCAGAGAGAAACCCACACAGACGAGGAGAAUUCUGACUGUUCCACCCAUAAUAUAGCCAUAAGGGAAAGAUUAGUAGGUCUGUAGGAUUAAAUAAAGAAAAAACAGAC
This is a messenger RNA of Tachysurus vachellii, 1637 nucleotides long. It is a transcript of the gene mbip, whose product is annotated as MAP3K12 binding inhibitory protein 1. The transcript has 9 exons. Gene Ontology annotation, cellular component: cytosol. Bases 37 to 1098 code for a protein of 353 amino acids. The record is from RefSeq and is a predicted model, not a curated record. NCBI's taxonomy places the organism in Eukaryota, Metazoa, Chordata, Actinopteri, Siluriformes, Bagridae.